AUGUAUAUUUGUACCGAAUUAUUCUAUACCUAUUUUACAAUGUCAACGUUUUUAUUUCAAUUAUCAUGGCAGCAUUCUUCUUUAAUAUUACCAUCAAAUCACUAUCACAGUGAUGAUUAUGAUAACACGAGGGACGAUGCAAACGAAAUUGAUUCGGAACAUAUAUCAGCAUAUAGUGGACAAGCAGCAAAAUUCGUCUGUGAUUUACCCGAAAAAUAUUCAGGAAAAAGAGCUGAUUUUUACGGUCCUUACGGUCGUUUGUUAGACGAUUCAAACGGCGGUGACUCAUGGUCACCAAAUCGUUAUGCCACUGAACGAACGUAUGCAUGGACGUAUACAAUUAAUAUUAAUGAAGUAACAGAGGAUGAUGUUGGCGAGUACCUGUGUAAAGUUGGAGAACAUGUGAUACGAAAAUUUAAUUUAACAGUUUUGACACCACCUAAAAUAUUCGAUAUCAACGUUGAACCAAGAGAUAUGAUAGAAGGUCAACAAGUGACAUUAAAAUGUCAGGCACAAGGAGUUCCAAACAUAAUUGCUAAUAAACAUCAAUUAUUCAUUCGAAACUUUACACGUUCAACACCAAAUGAUUUUGAAUGUAUUGCUGAUAAUUCUAUUCCACCACGUGAUACAAAAGCUAUUAAAUUAAUUCCAACAAUAUCACCCGAGAUUAAUAUCCAGUAUUCUUUAUCGCGAACAACACGACAAGGUUUAUCUAGUCUUAUUCUUAAUUGUACAGUUAUUGCUAAUCCACUAUCAUAUGCAAGAUGGAAAAAAAAUCGUCAAGACAUUCAUCAACAACAAUCAAAUACAGUUACUAUUCAUCAAAAAGUUGUUAAUGAUAUACAAUUAAAUAUUGUUCUAAAUGUCAAAGCUGAAAAUAUUAGUGACUUGUAUGGAAUAUACGAAUGUGAAGCGGAGAAUCGUUUAAAAACAACAAAAUCUUUUAUUAUUAUUGAUGAAACAAGUUUAAUUAAUAUAGCAAAUGCUCAACCCACAAAAUCUCAAAAUAAUCGUCACAUCUAUCGUCAACCAUCGAGUAGUGAUAGUAGUUCAACAACAGAAACUUAUGAGAUCUUAGCAAAAGUCGUGAACAUACAAGUAACAUAUCGCGGCACUCUUACAAGUCCAUUGUCAUAA
Didymodactylos carnosus is the source of this 1137-nucleotide messenger RNA. Lineage: Eukaryota; Metazoa; Rotifera; Eurotatoria; Philodinida; Philodinidae. The record is from the annotation of a GenBank genome assembly.